UCCCCCUCAUUUUCAUCCACUUAUUCUACUUCAAGACCUUCAAAUGACCGAAAAAGGCCAUAUCCUUGUUCUUUAUGCUCAUCUCGAUUUGGAUCCAAAAUGGAAUUAGAAGAACAUCAAAAUUCACAUACAGGCCAAAAACCAUUUCAAUGCGAUGUUUGUCAAUCACGUUUUAAUCGCCGUUCUACACUUUGGAAUCACAAAAGAAUACAUAGUGAUGCAAAACCUUUUAUUUGCACUGUUUGUCAUAUGCAAUUUAAAUGGAAAAAUUCAUUAAAAUGUCACAAGGAAAUGCAUCUUCGAAAAAAUGAAUUACAAGCAAGUUCUUUUCCAGAAGUUGAUGCUACACAAAUGUUGACAUAUGCAACUGCUGCUAAAAAGAAAAUGGUGGGCGAAUUAACUGGCAAAGACCCCUCUACAAUAACUUUACUUCCAACAACAUCAAAUAAUUCUUCUCGAUUUUUAACGUGUGCAGGAACUCCUCGUAAAAGAGCCCCACCUAAAACACAAAAAAACAUCACUAAAAUACAAAAAACUUUUGAAGAAGAAAAUAUAUUACCACCAACAUCCACAACUUCUUCAUUUUCUCUUCCAUUUCUUCCCCAAACUUCUUCAACAUCCUCUCAAAAUUCCAAUUUUUCUCAUCAAUUUUUUGGAAAAGAAAUAAAAAAUAAUGAAAAUCAAAUAAAUAAUUCUGAACAAAUUUUGGAAAAUAAUUUAGUUGGAGAAUCUAGUACAUCUUUGUUAAGACCUCAGCCAUUAACAACAACUUCAUUAAAUAAUGAAUUAAUUAUUUCUAAUCAAAUAAUUACAGAAAAUAAACAAAUAAAUACAACAUCCAAUGCUGGGCUAAGACCGGACUGCCUAGAUUUAUUUCGUUUACACUGUGGAUUAAAUCAAAAUAAUUCAACAUCAGAACAACAACAACAACAAUUAUUACUUCUACAACAACAACAACAAAACAAUACACAACAAUUUAUUUCUCCCCAACAUUUACAAUUAAUUAGCCCAACAACAACAAAUAAUUACUCUUCUUCUUCUUCUUCUAAUCAACAACAACAACAACAAUUAAUUGUUCAACAAAAUUUUCCUUUAGAUUUGUUAGCUUGUUGUAAUAAUAAUGGAGGGGGGAAUACUUCUAUUUUAGAUUUUAAUUUAAAUAAUAAUAAUUUCGAUUCUACAAUAACACAAAAUAAUAAUUUAUUUGGUUUAGACUUAAAUUCAAUUGCUACAAAUGAUUCCAAUAAUUUAAUUUCACAUAUAAAUUCAUCAACCGGUGUUAUUGACCAAUUUAAUAUUCAAAAUCAAAAUUCUUUUUGCAACACAACAGCAGCAAACUCUUCUGUUGCAACUACAGUACUUAAUAAUUAUCCGUUUGACUCAGCAUCUGUUCGUUUUCUGGCAGCUGCCGCAGAAAUUUCAUCUUCACAUCAACAGCAACAAAAAACUAAUUUAAAUACAGACAUUCAACAACAACAACAAAUAUUAAUUCCAACAAAUUCAAUUAAUUAUGGAGGAAUGUUUUGUUCUCCAACAAAUAAUAACACAAUAAAUGUUGACGUUUCUUCUAUUUCAAAUAAUUAUAAUUUACAACAACAUUAUAAUAAUCAAAUAAUACAAAGUAAAAUAAAUUAA
Messenger RNA from Meloidogyne enterolobii, 1635 nucleotides. Lineage: Eukaryota; Metazoa; Nematoda; Chromadorea; Rhabditida; Meloidogynidae. The record is from the annotation of a GenBank genome assembly.